Cygnus atratus (black swan) is the source of this 4476-nucleotide messenger RNA. RefSeq names its product adhesion G protein-coupled receptor B2 (gene ADGRB2). NCBI's taxonomy places the organism in Eukaryota, Metazoa, Chordata, Aves, Anseriformes, Anatidae. Gene Ontology annotation, cellular component: plasma membrane. The record is from RefSeq and is a predicted model, not a curated record. Gene Ontology annotation, molecular function: G protein-coupled receptor activity. Gene Ontology annotation, biological process: negative regulation of angiogenesis; G protein-coupled receptor signaling pathway; cell surface receptor signaling pathway. The transcript has 30 exons. The coding region runs from base 1 to 4476 and encodes 1491 amino acids.
AUGACCGCUGCUGGUCCCCUCUUACUGGGUGUGAUUUCGUCUGUCCUGUGGCUCACGCGGGGCUUCGACCCGGCUCCCAGCGCCUGCUCAGCCCUGGCCUCCGGCGUCCUGUACGGCUCCUUCUCGCUCAAGGACCUCUUCCCCACCAUCUCCUCCGGCUGCUCCUGGACCCUGGAGAACCCCGACCCCACCAAGUACUCGCUGUACCUCCGCUUCAACCGCGAGGAGCAGGUCUGCACCCACUUCUCGCCCAUGGUGCUGCCGCUCGACCACUACCUGGCCAACUACACCUGCGACCCGCGCGGCGAGGCCGCCAGCCCCCCGCCCUCCCCGCGGCGCCCGCAGGAGGAGGAGGAAGAGGAGGAGGAGGAGGACGAAGCCGAGCUGGAGCUGUGCGAGGGCGCGGGGCCCUUCACCUUCCUGCACUUCGACAAGAACUUCGUGCAGCUCUGCCUGGCGGCCGAGCCCGAGGCGGCGCCGCGCCUGCUGGCCCCCCAGGCCCUGGAGUUUCGCUUCGUGGAGGUGCUGCUCAUCAACAACAACAACUCCAGCCAGUUCACCUGCAGCGUGCUGUGCCGCUGGCUCGAGGAGUGCCUGCAGGCGCCCGGCACCCGCCGCUGCGGCCUCACCCACGCCGGCUGCAGCUGCCAGGCGGAGAGCCCCCCGGCACCGCGCCACAACGGCUCGGGGCACGCCGCCCGCACGCCCGCCCCGCCGCCCCCCGCCGCCGCCCCCACCGAGCGCUGCUGCCCCCCCGAGCUGCAUUCUGCAAAUGCCAACGGGUUCGACCUGCCCGAGGUGCCGCACGGCAAUGCGGUUGAGGAGAACCAGAAGGUGAAAACCCAGUGGCCCCGGUCGGCGGACGAGCCGGGUGUCUACAUGGCCCAGACAGGGGACCCCGCGGCAGAGGAGUGGUCCCAGUGGAGCGUCUGCUCCCUGACGUGCGGGCAGGGCUCCCAGGUGCGGACGCGCUCCUGCGUCUCCUCUCCCUACGGGACGCUGUGCAGCGGGCUGCUGCGCGAGACGCGGACCUGCAACAACACGGCCACCUGCCCAGUGGAAGGGCAGUGGCUGGAGUGGGGCGCCUGGAGCCGCUGCUCCGUCACCUGCGCCAACGGCACGCAGCAGCGCACGCGCAAGUGCAGCGUCUCGGCCCACGGCUGGGCAGAGUGCCGGGGGGCCCACGCCGACGCCCGCGAGUGCUCCAACCCCACGUGUCCCACCGACAGCAAGUGGGGCCCCUGGAACCACUGGAGCCUCUGCUCCAAGACCUGCGACACGGGCUGGCAGCGCCGCUUCCGCAUGUGCGAGGGCACCGGCGUGCAGGGCUACCCCUGCGAGGGCACGGGCGAGGAGGUGAAGACCUGCAACGAGAAGAAGUGCCCAGCCUACCACGAGAUGUGCAAGGACGAGUACGUCAUGCUGAUGACCUGGAAGAAGACCGCCGCCGGGGACGUCAUCUACAACAAGUGUCCCCCCAACGCCACAGGGUCCGCCAGCCGCCGGUGCCUGCUGAGCCCCCACGGGGUCGCGUACUGGGGUGUGCCCAGCUUUGCCCGCUGCAUCUCCCACGAGUACCGAUACUUACAUCUCUCACUGCGGGAGCACCUGGCCAAGGGGCAGCGGGUGCUGGCGGGCGAGGGCAUGUCGCAGGUGGUGCGGAGCCUGCUGGAGCUCAUGGCCCGCAAGACCUACUACAGCGGGGACCUGCUCUUCUCCGUGGAGAUCCUGCGCAACGUCACCGACACCUUCAAGAGGGCCACCUACACCCCGUCCUCCGAGGACGUGCAGCGCUUCUUCCAGGUGGUGAGCUACAUGGUGGACGCGGAGAACCGGGACAAGUGGGAGGACGCGCAGCAGGUCUCUCCCGGCUCCGUGCACCUGAUGAAGGUGGUGGAGGACUUCAUCCACCUGGUGGGGGACGCGCUGAAGGCUUUCCAGAGCUCCCUCAUCGUCACCGACAACCUGGUGAUCAGCAUCCAGCGCGAGCCCGUCUCCGCCGUCUCCAGCGACAUCAACUUCCCCAUGAAGGGGCGCCGGGGCAUGAAGGACUGGGCGCGCAGCUCCGAGGACAAGCUCUUCAUCCCCAGGGAGGUGCUCAGCCUCGCCUCCGCCGAGCUGGACGAGUCGUCCCACUUCGUCAUCGGGGCCGUGCUGUACCGCACGCUGGGGCUGAUCCUGCCCCCGCCCAGGGCCCCCCUGGCCGUCACCUCCAAGGUGCUGACGGUGACCGUGCGCCCGCCGACCAAGCCUGCCGAGCCCCUGGUCCUGGUGGAGCUCUCCCACGUCAUCAACGGCACGUCCCACCCGCAGUGCGUCACCUGGGACUACUCGAGGACGGAUGCUGGCUUGGGAAACUGGGACACGGAGGGCUGCCAAACCCUGGAGACCCUCCCGGCGCACACCAAAUGCCAGUGCCGCCAGCUCGCCACCUUCGCCGUCCUCGCCCAGCUGCCCAGAGACCUGGCCAUGGACCCCUCGGGCACCCCCUCGGUGCCGCUGAUGAUCGGCUGCGCUGUCUCCUGCAUGGCCCUGCUGACCCUGCUGGUGAUCUACGCUGCCUUCUGGAGGUUCAUCAAGUCAGAGCGCUCCAUCAUCCUGCUCAACUUCUGCGUCUCCAUCCUGGCCUCCAACAUCCUCAUCCUCGUGGGGCAGUCCCAGAUGCUCAGCAAGGGCGUGUGCACCAUGACGGCCGCCUUCCUCCACUUCUUCUUCCUCUCCUCCUUCUGCUGGGUGCUGACGGAGGCCUGGCAGUCCUACCUGGCAGUGAUCGGCCGGAUCCGGACACGCCUGGUCAGGAAGCGCUUCCUCUGCUUGGGAUGGGGUUUGCCAGCCCUUGUGGUCGCCGUCUCCGUCGGCUUCACGCGGACCAAAGGCUACGGGACGGCGAGCUACUGCUGGCUCUCGCUGGAGGGCGGCCUGCUCUACGCCUUCGUGGGACCCGCUGCCGUCAUUGUGCUGGUGAACAUGCUGGUCGGCAUCAUCGUGUUCAACAAGCUCAUGUCCCGCGACGGCAUUUCAGAUAAGUCCAAAAAGCAGCGAGCUGGCUCGAAGCCCCCCCCCUGCGGCAGCCUGCUGCUGAAAUGCACCAAGUGCGGCGUGGUGUCCAGCGCCGCCAUGACCUCCGCCACCGCCAGCAACGCCAUGGCAUCGCUGUGGAGCUCCUGCGUGGUUCUGCCUCUGCUGGCGCUGACCUGGAUGUCGGCCGUGCUCGCCAUGACCGACCGGCGCUCCAUCCUCUUCCAGGUCCUCUUCGCCGUCUUCAACUCCGUCCAGGGCUUCGUCAUCAUCACCGUGCACGGCUUCCUGCGCCGAGAGGUCCAGGACGUGGUGAAGUGCCAGGUGGGGGGGUGCAGGGGCGAGGAGAACGAAAACUCCCCCGACUCCUGCAAGAACGGGCAGGUGCAGAUCCUGACAGAUUUUGAAAAGGACGUUGACCUGGCGUGCCAGACAGUGCUGUUCAAGGAGGUGAACACCUGCAACCCCGCCACCAUCACCGGCACCUUGUCCCGCAUCUCCCUGGACGGAGACGAAGACCCCAAGCUCAACACCAGCUCGGAGGGCGGCCUGGGCUUCUCCAGCCUGCCGGGCAACAUCCCCGCGCCCAGCAUCCUGGUGCAGGUGCCCAAGAUGACCCCCAACGUGGUGGCGGAGCUGGGCGAGCCGCCGGCGCAGCCGGUGGGGCUGGAGGCGCAGGGCCCCGUGUACCUGUGCACCGAGAGCAGCCUGCGGCCCGUGGACUACGGCUGGCUGCGGGCCCCGGAGCCGCCGCGGGAGAGCGACUACAUGGUGCUGCCGCGCCGCAGCGCCAGCCUCAAGCCCUUCCAGCGAGAGGACGGGCAGCUCGAGGAGGGGGCGCCCGGAGGGAAGGGGCGCCCGGCGUGCGAGGGGGACGCCUACCCCAGCUUCAUCUCGGUGGAGCACGUCAACGUGAACCUGAGCCAGCCCUACGGGACGGUGAAGCACCCCUACGGGCUCCAGUUCAAGCAGCACCCCACGGUGCGGCAGAUCCUGGCCUCGGAGCUGUCGGAGCGCAGCCGCACCAUGCCCCGCACCGUCCCCGGCUCUGCCAUGAAAGUGGGGUCCUUGGAGAGGAAGAGGUUGCGGUACUCCGACCUGGAUUUCGAGAAGGUGAUGCACACGCGGAAGCGCCACUCCGAGCUCUACCACGAGCUCAACCAGAAGUUCCACACGCUGGACCGGUACCGGGCCCCCGCUGCCGGCACCUCCAAGCGAGAAAAGCGGUGGAGCGUCUCUUCGGGCGGCGGGGAGAAGGGCACGGCCACGGAUGCGGCCGGCCCCGAUGCGCAGCAGCCGCCGGCCGCGCCGCCCAAGCCGUGGAGCACGUUCAAGGCGAUGACGUUGGGCUCCCUGCCCAGCGCCCACCGCGACCGGCUCGAGCUGCGCUGCGCCGACUGGGAGGGUCCCUGCGCCGGCCUGGAUGCGGCCGACGGCGAUUUCCAGACGGAGGUGUGA